Scomber japonicus (chub mackerel) is the source of this 4547-nucleotide messenger RNA. RefSeq names its product microtubule associated serine/threonine kinase 3a (gene mast3a). The record is from RefSeq and is a predicted model, not a curated record. Gene Ontology annotation, molecular function: protein binding; ATP binding; protein serine/threonine kinase activity. The transcript has 27 exons. NCBI's taxonomy places the organism in Eukaryota, Metazoa, Chordata, Actinopteri, Scombriformes, Scombridae. Gene Ontology annotation, biological process: peptidyl-serine phosphorylation; intracellular signal transduction. The coding region runs from base 323 to 4540 and encodes 1405 amino acids.
GCGAAGCUAUCACUCGGUAAUGUCGCAUCCAGCGGAGGACAGACUGCUUCUGGAAUAUUGCUGGUAGCAGGCAGAGGAAGCCGAGCGGACAUGGCCGUAGCAGUCGCUCAUCUCCACCGAGCUGCCGUGCCGCGGGUCCGGGGUCAGUUUGUACCGAAGCUUAGCGGAGUUUCUGCUGUUGGACACCGCGUACUGGCCUAGCUAACCUCCGCCAGUAAAAACAGCCCCGCCGGAGAGACGGUUUAACAUGAUGUUCAACAUGGUGCCCUCACUGUAGAGGACAUUUCUUUUCGUAUCGGGGUUGGCUUUAUCGGUCGCUACCAUGUCUGACCAAAACUACUAUUGGACCGUGUUGCCGAGCUACAAAACUAGUUUUGUGACUGGUGCCAUGAUGAAAAGGUCAAAAAGUUCCCGUAACAACAAGAGAAGGAGUUUGGCGGUCGGGACCCCGUCGCCCACACUCUCACGACCGCUUUCGCCUCUCCCGCUGGCCACAGCUGGCAGCAGCCCUUCAGAAAGCCCCAGAAAUGUCUCUGCCAGCACCUCUGCCAACUUCCAGUUUGCCCGCAGCCAACUGGCCCGCACUGAAAGAGCGGACGGCCGAAGGUGGUCUGUGGCGUCUGUUCCCUCUUCUGGAUACUGCACCAAUGCACCUAGUUCUUCAGUAUCUUCCUCCUCUUCCCAGGAAUUAUUGCACCAGUUGCCCUUAAAGCCCACGCAAGAUGAUCUCCACUUCCUGUUCAAACAUUUCCGGAGCACGGAGAGUGUGGCGGACGAAGAAGGAUCACAUACCUCACCGCCUGUCAGGCUCCGCUCACGCAGUCUCAGCCCUGGACGGACAUGUGGAACAUUUGACAAUGAGAUUGUCAUGAUGAAUCAUGUCUACAAGGAACGCUUUCCCAAGGCGACAGCCCAGAUGGAGGGUCGGCUGUUGGACAUCAUUGCAGAGUGUUCCCCAGGCACCGCUCUGCCCCUGGCUGACGGUGUGCUGGGAUUCAUUCAGCACCAGCUGGUGGAACUCGCCAGAGACUGUCUGGACAAGUCCCAGAAAGCUUUGGUCACCUCCAGGUACUUUGUGGAGCUGCAGGAGAAACUGGAGAAGCUGCUACAUGAGGCGUACGAGCGUUCAGAGAGUGAGGAUGUGACCAUCAUCAUCAAACUGGUGAAGAAGAUUCUCAUCAUCAUCUCCAGACCUGCCAGGCUCCUGGAGUGUCUGGAGUUUGAUCCAGAGGAGUUUUACCAGCGCUUGGAGGCUGCAGAGGGUCAUGCCAAGGUGGGCCAGGGCAUCAAGACUGAUAUUCCCAAAUAUAUCAUCAGCCAGCUCGGCCUCACCAGGGAUCCCCUUGAAGAGAUGGUCCAUCUGGAACAAACAAGCCCAAGUCACAGAGCGACCAGCAGAGAGUCUGAUGACACUGGAGAAGCAACACAUAUACAGAGCCGCGCAGCCUGCACCCCUCCACGUAGGAAACCACUGGAGAGUGACUUUGAGACUACCAAGCUCAUUAGUAAUGGUGCCUAUGGGGCUGUGUUUCUUGUGCGCCACAAGGAAACCCGUCAGCGCUUUGCCAUGAAGAAGAUAAACCGGCAAAACCUGAUUUUAAGAAAUCAGAUCCAGCAGGUGUUUGUGGAGCGAGACAUCCUCACCUUUGCUGAAAACCCAUUUGUGGUUUCUAUGUUCUGUUCUUUUGAGACACGGAGGCACCUCUGCAUGGUGAUGGAGUAUGUGGAAGGUGGAGAUUGUGCCAACCUGUUAAAGAACAUUGGUCCUCUGCCUGUGGACAUGGCCCGGAUGUAUUUUGCAGAGACAGUCCUGGCUUUAGAGUACCUUCACAACUAUGGCAUUGUACACAGAGACCUCAAACCAGACAAUUUGUUAAUUACCUCCUUGGGACACAUUAAACUGACAGACUUUGGGCUGUCAAAGAUCGGUCUAAUGAACAUGACUACCAACUUGUAUGAAGGUCACAUUGAGAAAGACACCAGAGAGUUCAUCGACAAACAGGUGUGUGGUACUCCAGAGUACAUUGCUCCAGAGGUGAUCCUGAGGCAGGGCUAUGGGAAGCCUGUAGACUGGUGGGCCAUGGGCGUCAUCCUUUAUGAGUUCCUAGUGGGUUGUGUGCCUUUCUUUGGAGACACACCAGAGGAGCUCUUUGGUCAGGUGGUCAAUGAUGACAUCAUCUGGCCAGAGGGGGAGGAUGCUCUGCCUGCUGACGCCCAGGACCUUAUCACCAGACUGCUGAGACAGAGUCCUCUGGAGCGCCUAGGGACAGGUGGAACCACUGAGGUGAAGAUGCACAUGUUCUUCCUGGGUCUGGACUGGAAUGGACUCCUGAGGCAGAAAGCUGAAUUCAUACCUCAACUAGAGACUGAGGAGGACACCAGUUAUUUUGACACCCGAUCAGAGCGCUACUGUCAUAUGGACUCAGAUGAUGAUGAUGAAACCAAUGAUGAUGAAUCUUCUCUGGAGCUGCGACAGUUUUCCUCUGUGGCCCAUCGCUUCAGCAAGGUGUACAGCAGUACAGAGCACCUGUCCACCUCCACGCCGUCCAACCAGAGCUUGUCGUCAUCAGAGCGAAGCCACAGUGAGGAGAAGGAGGAGCGAUGGGAGGGCAGAGGAAUCCUCUCCCCCAGCGACGGACACAAACACUUGGCUAGUGGUGACAAAAGGGCAGAUGGACACAGGGGGAGUCUGCGCCCUCGUGCUUCUUCCAGCUCCUCCCAGUCAGAGCGCAGCGCCAGCCCGCUAGUGAUGAACAGCACCCAGAGCCUUGAUGUCAUGCCUCGCUUUGCCAUCUCUGCCGAGGAGGAGGAUGGGAUGGUCUCCAACCUGCGGCGCAUUCGUCUCCGGAGCAACAGCACAGGCACAAGGCCGUCAUUCCGGAGGGGGGCGUCCCGUCGCAUCGCCCACCAGCUGGAGACCCCAGAGAAACCCAGAUCAACAGCUGGCAAAGUCCCAAAAUCCGCCUCAGUCUCCGGCUUGUCCCUCAUUAUUACCCCAGACGACUCGGCAUGUCCUCCAACCAGCCCCAAAUCAUCUUUGUCCCUUUCAUCCAACCCCUCGUCCAGAGACUCGUCCCCCAGCCGGGACCUCUCAGUCAGUGUCAGCUGCCUCAGGCCUCCUGUGGUCAUCCACAGCUCUGGGAAGAGGUUUGGAUUUGCUCUGCGAGCUAUCAGAGUCUACAUGGGAGACAGUGACGUGUACACUGUACACCACAUGGUCUGGUGUGUUGAGGAGGGCAGUCCAGCACACGAGGCAGGAUUGAGGGCCGGUGACCUCAUCACUCACGUUAACGGGGAGUCUGUUCAGGGACUCGUUCACACUGAGGUGGUGGAGCUCCUGCUCAAGAGUGGCAAUAGGGUGACCCUGCAGACGACUCCACUGGAGAACACCUCGAUUAAAGUGGGCCCUGCUAGGAAGGCAAGCUACAAGGCCAAGAUGGCUCGGCGCAGCAAAAAGAGCAAGAGGAAGGAUGGACAGGACAGCAGACGACGUAGCAUCUUGAAGAAACUGUCCAAGCACACGCCUCCUCCGCCCAUGCAGAGCAGUCGCAGCUUCUCUUCAGGUUUCCACCAGUCAUCUAGUGACAGCCUCUCUGGAUCCCCCACACAGUCACUCUCUCCUGGCCCUUCCACACCCUGCCGCUCCCCUGCCCCUGACCACUCCGGAGAUUCGAGUUCUUCACCUUGCUCCAGCUCCCCUAACUCGCCUGUACCUCAGGCCCGGCCCAGCUCCCUUCACGUUUUGGGUCGCUACUCCAAGGCUGGCCGCUGCAAGUCCACCACCAGUAUACCCCCUUCUCCGCUAGCCUGCAUCCCUCCUCCUCAGCCCCUCUCUCCUCAGUGCUCUCCAUCUUGUCUUCCCAGUCACCCCAAGUCCCUACAUGGUUUCCAUGGCAAGACAUUGUCCCCUCCCACCAUCGCCCGCCAUUCUGUGCGUCCCCGCAGUGCAGAACCACCACGCUCACCACUCCUCAAGAGAGUCCAGUCAGCAGAGAAGCUGACUGGAGACAAGAUGACAGGCGGUUACCAUGCAGAGAGAAAGGCCUAUAGCACCCGUCGCCACACCAUGGAGGUGCCUCUGUCUGAGGGUGAGGGGCUAGAGGACAUGGAAGGGGACACCGCCACCGGGUUUGUCUGUGUUGGUGAGCAUGGCCGUCAAGGGCUGUACAUAGGUGGGCAAAGAGGCCACCAGGACUUGAUUGGCGGAGGCAGUGAGCACCACCGCUCCUCCAACGCAUCACCGCAACACCGUGGCGGAAACCACCACUCCAAAGAGGUGGUGGUGAUGAGGAAGCUGGCUCUGUCAGAGCGGAGGGACUCCUUCAAGAAACAGGAAGCGGUGCAGGAAGUGAGUUUUGACGAUUUGGAGGAGAGAGAGGCGACGCCGAGCCCCACCCAUCCCAUCACGCAGCCGAAGUCGUUCAAGGCGUCCUGGGUCAACUCGGCCCAGUCAGAAUCCAGUGUGAAGCUGGGAGGAAGAGGGUCACAGAGUACAACAGCACAGCAGAGAGCCAAGUCAAAAGAGAAAGAAGGGUUUUAGUUCUUCC